Rotaria socialis is the source of this 1554-nucleotide messenger RNA. Lineage: Eukaryota; Metazoa; Rotifera; Eurotatoria; Philodinida; Philodinidae. The record is from the annotation of a GenBank genome assembly.
AUGGAUAAAGAUAUGUCGUAUGCUGUUGAAGAAGCGUUUAUUCGAAUGCAUGAAAAAAACGUUCAUCGUUCAACACGAAUAGUUAAUUGGUCAUGUACACUUAAAUCGACUAUAUCUGAUAUUGAAGUUGAGAAAACUGAAUUAAAAGGUCGAACAUUAAUACCUGCUCCUGGUUAUGAUGAACCAGUUGAAUUUGGUGUUUUAACCUAUUUUGCUUAUCUAGUUGAAAAUUCAAAAGAAGAAAUUGUCGUUGCAACAAGUCGUCUUGAAACUAUGCUUGGUGGUACAGCUGCUGCUGUUCAUCCCGAUGAUGAUCGUUAUAAAGAUUUACAUGGUAAAUAUGUUCAACAUCCAUUUCUUCAACGUCGUUUACCAAUAUUAGCUAAUACAAUGGUUGAUUCAGCAUGUGGUUCGGAUGCCGUUAAAGUUAUACCAACACAUGAUCCAAAUGAUUUUGAAUAUGGACGUCAACUUAAUUUACAAUUUAUAACAUGUAUUAAUGAUGAUGGUUUAAUGUCAUCUGAAUGUGGACGAUAUAGUGGUAAACUACGAUUUCAUGUUCGACGUCCAUUAUUACAUGAUUUAAAAGAACGUAGACUUUUUCGUGAUUCAAAAGAAAGUGAAAUGAUUUUACCAAUAUGUAGCCUAAGUAAAAGUAUUAUUGAACUGUUACUUAAACCACAAUGUUCCGACGAUAUUCCCCCUGAAAAUGAAACUGAUGAUCACAAUUGGAUUAGUGCUCAUACAUAUGAAGAAGCACUUGAUAAAGCUGAACAAAGAUUAAAUAUUUCAAAAUAUAAAACUCGAUUAACACAAGAUGAAGAUGUACUUGAGGCAUGGUUUUCAUCAAGUCUUUUACCAUUUUCAUCAUUUGUCGAAGCAGGUCAUGAUAUACUUUUUUCUUGGAUUGCACCAAUGGUAAUGAUGUCAUUAGAAUUAACUGGUCGUUUACCAUUUACAGAAGUUUAUUUACAGUCAAUUAUUCGUGAUGCAGAUGCAUGUAAAAUGUCACAAACAUUACGGGAUGUUAUUAAUCCACUUGAUCUCAUCCAUGAUAUAUCAUUAGAAAAGCUUCAAAAACGAUGCAAAAGUUCAAAUGAAGCCUAUCCAGAUAGUAUUCCUGAAUAUGGAACUGAUAUAUUACGUUUUGCUAUUUGCGAUUAUGUUUCUGAAGGUCAAUAUAUUAACUUGAAUAAAUUUCAUGUUGAACGUUCUCGAGAUUUUUGUAAUAAUCGUUGGAAUGUUAUUCGAUUUGCCAUGUCGAAAAAUUUAGAUAUUAAUGAUUCAAAUUGUUUUCAACCACCAACAGAAUUUGAACUUACUGUAACGGAAACACCAUGUGAUUUGUGGAUAUUAAGUCGGUUAAGUUAUGCUAUUGAACAAUGUGAAAGUGGUUUUAAAAGGUAUCAAUUUCCUCAAAUAGCAACAGCUAUUUAUAAUUUUUGGUUUCCAGAAUUAGAUGAUAUUUAUAUUCAAUAUGUGAAAAAAGAUUUUUAUCCAGAAAAACCAAAAUGUAUAUGUCUGUUAUCUGCCUUCACUGACGAUUCAUCAUAG